CACAGCUCAUGACUGCGAUUGUUUGGUGACGAAAAUGCAAGAUGGCGGCCGGACAGGGAGUGCUUUGUAGGUCAUAACAAGUGCGUUUUAAACACUGUCCAAGGUUUCUUUUCACGCUAUUCGGCUGUAUUCUGUUACACCAAUAACUGGUAUUUUAAAUCUUUGGUAACUUUUUGUUAUUGUGUGCAAAAAUCCCUCCGUUGAAGGCAAAACAAACUUACCUCGUUACCCAAAACAAAAAGACCGAAUAAAAAAAGUGCAAAUAGCUACUGUAUCGAGGGGAAAAACAGGUGGAAUGGCUUCGUGCAAGACAGACCAAGAUAUCGGAGAGCAAGAUGGUGCCUUGGCACCUGGAGAUGCAAUGGCGGAAGAGCACUCGAGAGGCGAGGAGGAACACCGUGACACUCCAAACGCACAGAAAAGAAAGAGAAAACGCAAGAAAAACAAAGGCAAAGGAGCAACUAACGAAGAUGACGUGGUACUCUCAACAGACGAAAGUAUCAAAGAUCUAAGCAAGGGAGUUGCAGACAUGAAGCUUGGUGGAAAAGAAUCAGAUGUGAAUGAAAAGUCUAAAACAGCUGGACAAGAGGGUGGUAUCAAGGACAGGCAUGAAGUGGGGAUCACACAACCAUCAACCCCUAACAGGGAUCAACACGACAGGGGAGCGAACACAGAGCAGUCAGGUGGCAAGCAUAGGCGCCAUCGUAACAGAAGAAAGAAGAAACAUACAGGGUCAGAAGAUGAUGAGAGGCAACAAGUAGAUGGCGCUUUGCUUACCACUCCACAGAAAAAGAACGACUCCUUCGGCCAGACACGAAACAAAGGUGGGACUCCUGGGAAGAACUCAUCACCACGUAAAUAUAAGUGUUAUGAAAAGUAUUGGUCAUUAGAGAGUGUCUCUGAUGGCUUGAAGCGAGGAGAACUGUUAAAGGGGGCUCUUCGUAUCAGCAAGCGCAAUUUUGAGAUGGCCUGGGUGUCUGUGGCUGGACAGAAAAGGGAUGUUUAUCUUGAAGGGGUGCUUGCAAGAAAUAGAGCUCUCGAUGGUGAUAUCGUAGCUCUGAAUAUUUUGCCUAGAAACAAGUGGAAGCUAAUGAAGCAUGAAUAUGAUGCCCAUGGAGCCAGUCAUGAAGGAAACAAGACCCCAUGUAAAGGAGGUACUACUCCUCACACCCCAGAAUCCUCAAAAAACAAGCAAAGGAAAAAUGAGGAAAUCCCUGAUGCUUAUUUACAACAGACUGCACAUGUUGUAUAUAUCAUAGAAAAGAAACACACUCGUGCAGCCAGUGGAAACUUGAAGCCUUUUCAGUACAACCAAGGAGAUGUCCCUGAUGGGUUAUUCUCUCCAUCAGAUAGUCGUCUUCCAAGAAUGAGGAUCCCUCAUGCUAAAUGUCCUCUUGGGUUUUUUGACAGGCCUCAGGAUUUUGCUAGCACUUUAUUUGUUGGUAGAAUAACUGAGUGGCCAGAGAAUGCCCCUAUAGAUAAUUUCUUUGCAACUGGUGAAAUAUCUCGCAGCCUUGGUGAGGCUGGGGAAAUUGAACCUGAAACCCAAGGAAUAUUCUUUGAGUAUGGCAUUGAUCCUGGACCAUUUCCAGAUGAAGCAUUAGACUGCCUACCCAAAGAAACCCCAUGGAGCAUCCCCGAGACAGAGUUUGCAUACAGGAGGGAUUUCAGAGAUGAGUGCGUCUUCACUAUUGACCCUUUGACUGCAAGGGACUUAGAUGAUGCGCUGCAUUGCAAGAGACUUUCUGAUGGCCUUAUUGAAGUUGGAGUUCAUAUUGCAGAUGUUAGCUUUUUUGUCAAAACAGGGACACCGCUGGAUGAUAUUGCCCAGGAGAGAGCAACCUCCACUUAUAUGGUUCAGACAGUUGUACCUAUGCUGCCACGACGGCUGUGUGAAGAGCUCUGCAGUCUGAAUCCUGAUGAAGACCGGCUGACAUUUUCAGUCGUGUGGAUCAUGACGGAUCAGGGUGAGAUAAAAAGUGACUGGAAAGGCAGAGGUAUCAUUAGGUCUCGGGUCAAGAUGGCAUAUGAGCAUGCACAAGAAAUGAUUGACAAACCUAACAAGAAGUGGAGUGAUAGCGAGCUCCCACCGAUUGCUGAAGGAACAGAUGUGAGUGAGAUUGUGAAGCGUGUCAAUUUGUUGGCAAAAAUAGCUCGGCAAUUAAGAAGGAACAGAUUUGAGAAUGGUGCCCUUCGACUCGAUCAAGUAAAGCUCCAGUUCGACCUCGACAAGGAGACGGGGAUGCCCAUCGGCUACCACGUGUACCAACAGCGAGAGAGUAACAAGCUCAUCGAAGAGUUCAUGCUGCUUGCCAACAUGACUGUCGCUCAUCACAUCUACAAAGCGUUCCCUGACAUGGCGCUACUCCGCCGUCAUCCCAAGCCGCACGAGAAACAAAUGGAAGACCUGCUGGAGCUCUGCCGUAACCUGGGCAUCAAGUACAACGCAAACUCGUCGAAGUCAAUCCAAGUAUCCCUCGCUCAGUUCCCCUCAGGCUCCGCACAGCACGAGAUCUUGGUGCAGCUCACGAUGAAACCCAUGAAGAACGCGUUGUAUUUCUGCGCUGGUACCGUGGAGGAGGAAGAGUAUGGCCACUACGCGCUGAGCGUGCCGCUCUACACGCACUUCACCUCGCCCAUCCGCCGAUACGCGGACGUGAUCGUGCACAGGCUUCUAGCGGCAAGCCUGGAGCUGGCUGAACCUCUAGAUAAGGAUGCAGUUGAUGUAGACUCCACAGCCGGCCACUGCAACGACUGUAAGCUCGCGGCCAAAACAGCGGGAGAACUCAGUAGUGAACUGUUCUUCGCGAUCUUUGUGCGCGAGUGCGGCCCCCUAGAGGAGGACGGUUAUGUGCUGGGGAUCAUGGAUAUGUCGUUUGAUGUCUUUGUGCCCGCCCUCGGCGUGACCAAGCGCAUCUAUUGCAAGUUCUGUCCCGGCGUAAAGAGGUAUGUGCCUUAUGACAGAAAGGAGCAAGUCCAGCCGGAGAUCACGCUCGUCUGGGCCACAGGCACGGAGAAGAAACCAGGAAAGGAUGUGAAACAGGUGCUGCACAUCUUCUCCAAAGUUCACGUGAUUCUCACCACCGAGAGUACGAAUGGGGAGAAGAGCAAACACGUCAAAGUGUACGCCCGAUUACGGCCUCCUCAGGGCGCGGCGGACGACGAAGAGGAGGAUCUACCGGCGGAUGAGGAACAUGUAAAUGGGGACGAGGAACCCCUAGCGGAGACCACGCCCAAUGCAACUGGCGAUGAGGACGACGUGAUCGUGGAGUCUGAGGAGGAGCCUGGUAUCGAGGAGAUGAUACCCGAGGGGGACCGGGCAGGAGUUGAUGACGUCAUCGUAGAGACCGAGUCGGACGAGGAUCUUAAAGCUCAAGAAAACGCCGCCUGAAUUUAUUUUAUUAGUAUUUUUAUUUUAAACCCGAUUUUCAUUUUAGGUGUCUUUGAACUUGUAUUCUUAAUGUUUCAAUUUUAACUUUGCAACCAAGUAUUCGAAUAGAAGCGUAAAAUACGCAUUGAUUAUUUUACAAACACGUGAAACACACUUGUAAGUAGAUUUUUCUCAUUAUAUAUGGAAUUUCUUUCUGAACCACAUCAUUUUUAGUUAUAUUCGAUAUUGUAUUCUAAAUCGAUAUUGUAUCUAGAAAUAAUAAUAAAGAAUAAAAAACAACGACCUAA
This is a messenger RNA of Nematostella vectensis (starlet sea anemone), 3678 nucleotides long. RefSeq names its product DIS3-like exonuclease 2. Gene Ontology annotation, biological process: miRNA catabolic process. The transcript is spliced from 2 exons. Gene Ontology annotation, molecular function: 3'-5'-RNA exonuclease activity; RNA binding. NCBI's taxonomy places the organism in Eukaryota, Metazoa, Cnidaria, Anthozoa, Actiniaria, Edwardsiidae. Gene Ontology annotation, cellular component: exosome (RNase complex); P-body. Bases 296 to 3391 code for a protein of 1031 amino acids. The record is from RefSeq and is a predicted model, not a curated record.